GUGCGUGCGUCGGGGGCGCACGGAGCCAGGGCGCACCGCCGGUGUCAGUUCGCUCCAGCCCCUCGUAGCGGUCGGUCGCUGGUUUGCGCGCAGCGGCGUCCCGGAGCAGGAGUCUCUUUUCCGAGGGGGGAGUGGACAUUCCGCCGCUACACUUCGCAUUUCCCUUCCGAGGCGAUCGGUCGGGCACAGUCGGUCGAGGAGAGCGAGAGAGGAGCGCAGCGGAGCGCGGCUGGUUUUCCUCUGAAUAACCGGCUCACUGGUGAUUCAUCCUUUUUUUUUUUUUUUUUUUGGACAUUUUCCACUUGGAGGUACCCACGAGCGUCGCGCCGUGUUUUUGGUGUCAGGAGCGAGGGGCAGGGGGACGACGACGACGGGUUUGAUGAAGAAUCGAGGGCGCACAGUUGCCACUUCUGGCGAGCGGAUUUGUCCUCUGUUUUUGUUGUUGAAUUCUCUGCAUUUGGAUUAUUAAUUCCCCCCCCCCCCCCCCCCCCCCAGGAGAUGGCAAGUUGUUCCCCGUCACACGCGGGGAUCUGGUGCUGAAAGCUCGCAGGAUGCUGGGGACCCUACCACAGCCACAUCUCCUACUUUGAGACAGUCUUUCGGUGAUUGUUCCCUCCCUCUGAUUGGACAUAAGCUUCCCCCUGGACGUUUCUCUCCUCGUUACUCUUGUUAUUUUUUAAUUCUUUGACACAAUGUGUGUGUUGCACAAUCUGACCAGGAUGCGUUGUGGAUUGAUAUUGUUCCUCUUCAGCCAAGUCCUCUCGGUCGCUGCGCUGACACAGACUGACAUUUGCGGGGGCAACAUAGAGAUCGAGGUCGCGGACUACCUGACCUCCCCGGGCUACCCGGGCGCCUACCCGCCCUCCCAGCAGUGCGUGUGGGUGAUCACCGCCCCCGAGCCCGGGCAGAGGAUCCUCAUCAACUUCAAUCCCCAUUUCGAUCUGGAGGACCGAGACUGCAAGUACGACUAUGUGGAGGUUUACAACGGCGGCGACGAGCUCUCGCCCAUGCUGGGCAAGUUUUGCGGGAAGAUCGCCCCGUCCCCGAUCAUCUCCAGCGGCAGCCAGCUCCUCAUCAAGUUCCUGUCCGACUACGAGACCCACGGGGCCGGAUUCUCCGUCCGCUACGAGGUGUUCAAGACAGGUCCCGAAUGCUCCCGGAACUUCACGGCUCCCCAGGGCGUCGUCAGGACGCCGGGCUUCCCCGACAAGUACCCCAACAACCUGGACUGCACCUUCAUGAUCUUCGCCCCCAAGAUGUCGGAGAUCGUGGUGGAGUUCGACAGCUUCGACAUGGAGCCCGACACCACGCCGCCGCCGGGCGCCCUGUGCAGAUACGACUGGCUGGAGAUCUGGGACGGCUUCCCCGCAGUGGGCCCCCACAUUGGCAGAUACUGCGGCCAGACCUCGCCGGGCCGCGUGAUCUCCUACACCGGCAUCCUGUCCAUGACCAUCAUCACUGACAACGCCAUCGCCAGGGAGGGAUUCUCCGCCAACUACACCAUCCGCGAGAGGAUCCUCCCCCCGGGACACGAGGACGAGGAUUUUGCUUGUAUGGAGCCACUGGGCAUGGAGUCGGGGGAAAUCUCCUCGGAGCGGAUCAGCGCCUCGUCCCAGUACAACUCCAACUGGUCCCCCGAACGCUCCCGCCUCAACUACCAGGAGAACGGCUGGACGCCCUCCGACGACACCGUCAGGGAGUGGAUACAGGUGGACCUGGGCUUCCUCCGGUUCAUCACAGCCGUUGGGACGCAGGGAGCCAUCUCAAAAGAGACCAAGAAGCACUAUUAUGUGCGCUCGUACAAGGUGGACCUGAGCUCCAACGGGGAGGACUGGGUCGCGGUGAAGGAGGGCUCGAAGCAGAAGAUCUUUCAGGGGAACCACAACGCGGUGGACGAGGUUCACGCCGUCCUCCCCAAACAGACUCUGGCGCGCUACGUCCGCAUCCGGCCCAUGAGCUGGGAGCAGGGCAUCUGCAUGCGCUUCGAGAUCUACGGCUGCAGGACAUCAGACUACCCGUGCUCGGGGAUGUUGGGGAUGGUGUCGGGUCAGAUCUCGGACGCUCAGAUCGCCGCCUCGUCCUACGCCGACCGGGGCUGGGUCGCGGAGAACGCCCGCCUGUUGACCGGGAGGUCGGGCUGGACCGGGCAGCAGACCAAGCAGCCCUUCAGGAACGAGUGGCUGCAGGUGGACCUGGGCCAGGACAAGAUGGUGAGCGGAGUGGUGAUCCAGGGAGGGAAGCACCGCGACCGCAACGUCUUCAUGAAGCGGUUCAGGGUGGGCCACAGUCUGGACGGAGAGGAGUGGACCGUCGUCAAGGAGGACAACACCACCAGGCCCAAGAUAUUCACCGGGAACCAGAACCACGACACGCCGGAGCUGAGGUCCGUGGGGCCGCUCCUCGCGCGCUUCGUCCGGAUCUACCCGGAGCGAGCCACCGCCGAGGGCCUGGGCCUGCGCCUGGAGCUGCUGGGCUGCGAGCUGGAAGAAAUUACGACCGCGGCGCCCCCGACCACGCCCAUCGCCUCCACACUUCCCAUGACCACGUUUGGAGCGACCACCACGGCGCCGAUCACCGUGCCGGGCACCACCCCGGCCCCGGACUGCGAGGAGGGACGGCAGGGCUGCGGCGGCGAGACGGAGGCGCCCGAUGACUACGAGCUGACGACAGCAGGGGUCACCGCGGCGACUGACCCGAUCGUGGACUUCAUGCCAGCGUACGUGUGGUUCGCCUGCAACUUUGAGUCGUCCUCGUUCUGCGGCUGGUCCAGAGAGGCCGGCGCCGGCGCCGAGUGGCUCAUCCAGACCAGCGACGCUCCCGCCGUCCACAGGGGCCCGACCCACGACCACACAGGCCGAGCGGGGAACUUCAUCUACAUGCAGCCGACUGACACGGGGACGCACGGCAAAACGGGCGAGGGCCCGGACGCGGGCUCGCCGCGGGUGGCGCGGCUGGCCAGCGUGCCCAUCACGGCGCCGGACGCCGACCUGUGCGUGUCCUUCUGGUACCGCCUGUCCGGCGAGCGCGCCGGGUCGCUGCGCAUCACGCAGAGGACGGAGGCGGGCGGGCCGCAGCCGGUGAGGACGCUCGCAGGCCAGGGCGACCGCUGGAGGGAGGGACGGGUCCUGCUGCCGCACUCCGGCGACUCCUAUCAGGUGGUGGUGGAAGGUGUCGCAGACAGACACAGUACAGGUCACAUCGCCGUGGACAACAUCCAGAUCAUGGAUGAGCUCGAUGCAGACGACUGCAAAGACCCAGAAGUUCCCACGUCUCCGCCGACCGAGAUCUUCAUCCUACCGAUGGACUCCCCUCUGCAGGACACCAGCGAGCUGGGGGGGCCGGGCAACAUGCUGAAGACCCUGGACCCCAUCCUCAUCACCAUCAUCGCCAUGUCGGCGCUGGGCGUCUUCCUGGGCGCCAUCUGCGGCGUGGUGCUGUACUGCGCCUGCUCGCAGGGCAGCAUGACGGACAGGAACUUAUCCGCCCUGGAGAACUAUAACUUUGAGCUGGUGGACGGCGUGAAGCUAAAGAAGGACAAGAUGAACGGACAGACUAACUACUCCGAGGCGUGAGGGUGAGGGGCGGGGGGCGGGGGGCGGGGGGG
Molecule: messenger RNA, 3604 nt
Organism: Scophthalmus maximus (turbot)
Lineage: Eukaryota; Metazoa; Chordata; Actinopteri; Pleuronectiformes; Scophthalmidae
Product: neuropilin-1a-like
Exons: 18
Coding region: 693-3572 (959 amino acids)
Biological process (GO): axon guidance; angiogenesis; vascular endothelial growth factor signaling pathway
Cellular component (GO): membrane
Molecular function (GO): semaphorin receptor activity; vascular endothelial growth factor receptor activity
Source: RefSeq, a predicted model, not a curated record